AUGCAUUUGAAGUAUCAGUUUGAAGCCAUUUUGCUUCGUUUGAUGGAAAUUGUCACUACGAUGAAUGCCCCAUUGGAACUUCGUGAUACUUGCAUUGAACAUUUAUUGCUUCUCUUUCGCCACAUUCCAUUCCUGCCACAUGAAUUAUUCUUCAACUUUGACUGUGACCCAUAUUCAUCAAAUAUUCUCGAGGACUUGCUUCAACUAUUCUCUAAGAAUUGUUUUACCAACUCUAGUACUCUAAACAACAUCUCCACGACAGCACUCAACUUUACAACACUUCAGAUGUUGUCUUUUGAAGCCCUCAUAUCUAACCUGAACAGUCUUCAGUUGGCAGAACUGAAUGAAAACAUUGUCUUUACCGCUAAUCCAGCAUCAAUGAUUGUCAAUGUUUCAAACAUUCAGGAGUUUAGCGAGAAAGUGCUGAAAAACGAUAACAACUACAAUGUAUGCGAUGAUGUGAAAAUUGAUAUUGAGGUGCACCAGCCUCUUCCCGAGGAAGUCACACCUGAGGAGACCACCGAAGUCAAAGAAGAGGUUGCACCAGUCGCUGAUUCUGGCGAUAUUGCCUCUACCACAAUUAACAAGUACUGUGUCACUUAUCUGUGUCCCGAUUCAUCUAGUCUGCUUCGAACAAGUCAGCAAAUUAUCGAGCUAAAACAGCGAAAGGUCCUACUUUGGGAAGCCACUGAAAAGUUUAACCAAAAGCCUGCCAAGGGCAUCGAGUUUUUGAAGGAAAACAAUCUCGUUGCAAAUGACGAUGAAAUUGUGGCUUUUUUAAAAAACAAUCCCAAGCUGGACAAAAAACAAAUUGGAGAGUACCUUUCGAACAAGAAAAACAUUGUCAUCCUUACAAAGUUUGUUCAAAACUUUGCCUUCAAAGACAUCCGAAUCGAUGAAGCACUUCGAUCCUACUUAGAGUCGUUCAGGUUGCCCGGCGAAGCUCCGCUGAUUUCGCUCAUUCUUGAGCAGUUUGCCCAACACUGGCAUGAUUCAAACAAUCGUCCUUUUGAAAACGAGGAUGCCGCAUUUAGUUUAGCUUAUGCCAUCAUCAUGCUCAAUGUUGAUCAGCACAACACGAACGCUAAGAGACUAACCAACUCUAUGACCGUCGAUGAGUUCAUCUCCAAUCUUCGUCAAGUGAAUGGCGGCAAGGACUUUGAUCGCAGCAUGCUUAGUGAUAUCUACUACAUGAUAAAGAACAACGAAAUCAUCAUGCCUGCUGAGCAGACGGGUGUCGUUCGAGAGAAGUACUUGUGGAAGUGCCUGCUAAAGAACUCUGAAACAGUAAACGGUAUUUACUGGUUUAAUGAUGUUCACUUUCAACAUGACUCGGGAAGAAUAGAAAACUACAGUGACUCUAAAGACUACCGAACGUUUAAAUUGAACAUUUUUAACAAACCAAUCUUUGACAUCUCUUGGCAACCCUCUAUUUCGACGUUGACUUUGGUUUUCGAUAAACUGAACCCUGACAAGCAGCCCACGUUGUCGCGAAGAGUUUUGAUCAACGGCUUUACCAGUUACUCGCUGUUGUGCUCCAGAUACGGCCAUUUGGAUGAUUUAAUUGUCAAUCUGUCCAAAUUUGUCAUUUCUCCGCGGAAAAUCACCAGCAAAAGUGAUCUUGUGGCACGCUGUCUUUUCGGAGUUACAAAGCAUUACGCUCAUGAGAUGCGCACCUCUUGGACCAACAUCGUUGAGCUGAUUCUCUUCUGGUACGACAACAAACUGCUUGACAAUGAUUUUGAAAUUGAAGAUUUUGCUGUUGAGGGAAAAAAGAUCAAAUUUAAUCGCAGACAAGUGAAGAAUGAACGGCAGCAGAAUGAAAGUGCAAACCAGUCUACCUUUCUCUCGAGCUUUUACUCCUACUUUGCUAGCAAUGCCGAUGAGGAGGACAAUGGUGAGAAUGCCGGUGAUGAUAACCGAUCGGCACAGAGCGAAGCCACUGACACCAGCAGCCCCAGUAUCACCGUCAACAACACUACCAACGAGUACUGCCAAGCACUAGUUCUAAUCAUUGAUGAAUCAAAGUUUCUGCAUAUUGAUUCGCUGAUUGAACUAAUCAAAGCGCUGAUAAAUGUUGAGUAUUGCCAAGAUUUUGACGAAGAUAUUGAAAUUUUCAAACUUGAAAUUCUAAUCAAAGUGAUUCUUUUGAACAG
Rhagoletis zephyria (snowberry fruit fly) is the source of this 2156-nucleotide messenger RNA. The record is from RefSeq and is a predicted model, not a curated record. Lineage: Eukaryota; Metazoa; Arthropoda; Insecta; Diptera; Tephritidae.